UGGUGUAGCCGUUGGACAAGCGACAGACGCAAACGUUAGCUAGCUACAUCUUCACACAACAGUCUGUCGCAAGUAGAGUUGUUAGCUAACGUUAGCUAGGUGUUGCCUAAGGCGACAGGAUGGGUGUAUCAGAUUUACAGUUCGAUACAAAUGCUGGACCUGUGGUGGACCUUUCAGCCCGGGGUAUGCAAAAGCUGGAUCCGAGUUUCACCUGCUCCGAGGACACUCACACUCUCAUCCUGGACCGUAACCACAUAAUGAAACUGGACCACCUGGAAAGGAGCCCAGGCCUUCAGCAGCUAUCUGUAGCCAGUAACCGUCUGGUGAGAAUGAUGGGCGUGUCUCGGCUAACAGAGUUGACAGUCCUGAAUCUUCCCAAUAACAGUAUUGGAUACAUCGAGGGGCUAAGAGAUCUGCCGCACCUCAAAUGGCUCAACCUGUCUGGGAACAAUAUUAAGGUCAUUGAGCAACUCAACAACUGUGUUUCCCUUCAACACUUGGAUCUGUCUGACAAUAACAUAUCUACCAUUGGGGAUGUGACCAAACUGGUGGCAUUAAAGACACUAUUACUCCAUGGAAACAGCAUUACAACACUUCGUACUGUGCCUGCUCACCUACCUGCACAUUUAUCCAUUCUCUCCCUGGCAGAAAAUGAGAUAAGGGAUCUUAAUGAAGCGUCAUACCUGGCACCUCUCCAUGAACUGGAGCAGCUGUCCAUUAUGAGCAACCCUUGUGUUAUGGCCACCCCCUCCCUGCCAGGUUUUGAUUAUCGACCAUAUGUCAUGAGUUGGUGUCUGAGCCUGAAGGUCCUGGAUGGCUAUGUAGUGUCACAGAAAGAAGGUCUCAAAGCAGAGUGGCUCUACAGUCAGGGAAAAGGACGUACAUAUCGACCAGGUCAGCAUGUUCAGCUGGUUCAAUACCUGGCCACUGUUUGCCCUCUGACAUCAUCACCGGCCCUGGAGACGGCAGAAGACGCCAAACUGGAGAAGAUCCUCAGUAAACAGAGGUUUCAUCAAAGGCAGCUGUUAGAGGAGACCCAAGGAGGCUGCCCCAGCCCUCCUCGUCCAACUCAGCUAGAUGUGGAGAGGCACAGUCCUUCACAUCCAGUCCCACAGGGGGGAGCCAGAGAGGUAAAGCAACCAGCUGCUGCUCCCUCAGUCCUGGAGGCAGAACCAGUCGUGCAGUUUAACACCUGGGUGAGCUGUGAUUCUUCCCACUCAUCAUUGCCGGUAGUCCGCAGCCCAAGGCUCAGAGAAGAGCACAUCUACUUGGAGGAUGUGCAGACAGAUGAGGAGAAACUCAAUGGCAGCAUGCUUUCGUCAGAGUCCACCUUUCUCCCCUUUACAUCUGAUCUGGAGCCACAAACAACCCACUCGGACAGCGAGGACGAGACAGAGACCUUUGAACCUGAUUCCCUAGCUCCAAAGCGGCCAGCACAGCCCAAAAAUCACAAAACAAGCAAGACACAUAAUUUACCCCCAGUGGAAAAGCAAGAGAGAGUUCUUGAAGAAGAAGUUAUUUCUGGUGCAGCCACAACAGCCGGAUCCCUGGACGUCAGAGUUAGCACACCACAAAAUCAACUGGAAACAUCCUCUGACUUAGGUAAGGCAGAGAUGAAAGAAGCCUCCAAGCAGGAAGAAGUUGCUAUGUGUGCCAGUAAAUCAAGUUUGAUGGAAGCAGACAGGGCAGCAGUUAAAAUACAGUCAUGGUGGAGGGGACAGCACACUCGGUGUUGUCACCCCAUGGCCAAAGAGGUGCGCAGUGAAAUCCGCCUGCGCAGGAUGCAAGAACACAUCAUCUCCCUGUCUGGAAAGUUGGACAUGGUGCAGCAGCAGUAUGAAGAAGAGAGGUUACAAAGGCUGGUUCAGGAAGAAGCUGUAAAGUUUCUGUGGAAACAGCUCCAGUCUAUGCAGCUGUGGAAGCAGUCUGUGGAGCAGCAUCUGGCUAGCAUUAGUAAGGCUGUCACCCCGGCUCAGAUCUCAGCUUCUGGACUUUGUGAGGCUGCCCCACCUGUUUCAUCCAGCACGACGUACCCACCCUGCACAGACGUCUUGUUCCCAGACUCCGGUUUCCAGUCAACAAGUGAUCAGCAGGCAGCGCAGGAGGAUAGCUUCCUGAGCAGUGGGACAGCAGACUCUCUGAAGACGGUGCAAACACUGAGUCCUGUUUGUAGCGGCUUCGCUGGUGCUAGCGAUGGUGUGGACAGCGCAGACUGCAGCCUGUUGGAGCAGUACCUCUCCUCUGUACAGCAGCGGGAGGAGGAGGCUGAGGAGGUGAUCAGUGAUAAAACAGAAACGCCACAGCCCUCCUCACCAGUAUCACCCAGCAAAACAGCACAGUCCAACUCCCCCCCGCAGAAGGCAGCAAACAACCAAUGAGAAGUGCAAAGAACAGAGGAAACCACUCCUGGCCUUGUCUGAGUAUCUACACCAAAUAGACACCGGUAGGGAACUACUGAGUGUGUUUAAAUUGGCCCUGACUGUAGGAUCAGGAUGCGUUGCUCUUAAAACGUUGUCUGACAACUGCACUUAUCUUGAUUACUGACCCAGAUCUCAAAUAGCAGUGCACUUAGUUUCAUUUGUUUAUCAAGACUGAUUCCAGGACAGGCUUGAAAACAACACCUUACUGUGAAUGUAACUCAAGUUUUUUUUAUACGUCACUACUUUGAUCUGUUCGGUUCUUUAAUGGACAUUUUCCUCUCUGUGUAAAGACAAUGAUUGUGAUGUAGCUUCAGAAGGUAUUAGUAACUUUAAAUAAAUUAUUUAAUGAUGAAA
This is a messenger RNA of Perca fluviatilis (European perch), 2774 nucleotides long. It is a transcript of the gene cep97, whose product is annotated as centrosomal protein 97. Gene Ontology annotation, molecular function: protein binding. The record is from RefSeq and is a predicted model, not a curated record. The coding region runs from base 120 to 2378 and encodes 752 amino acids. NCBI's taxonomy places the organism in Eukaryota, Metazoa, Chordata, Actinopteri, Perciformes, Percidae. The transcript is spliced from 11 exons.